Spinacia oleracea (spinach) is the source of this 1184-nucleotide messenger RNA. RefSeq lists its product as uncharacterized. Bases 66 to 998 code for a protein of 310 amino acids. The record is from RefSeq and is a predicted model, not a curated record. The transcript is spliced from 2 exons. Lineage: Eukaryota; Viridiplantae; Streptophyta; Magnoliopsida; Caryophyllales; Amaranthaceae.
CCAAAACAUAAGGCACAAGAAUCAUCAUCAUCCAUUCAUCUUCUUGUUUUUCCGCUUCCCCUACAAUGGAAGAAGACAAGGAAACCCAUGAGAAAAACGAGUGUGGAAAGAAAAUCAAGCAACAAAUAACAAUACCCUUUCUAUGGGAAGAAAAACCAGGUGCACCCAAAAAGGAUUGGAGGCCAAAGCGCGAGCCCUUUACCCCUUUACCCCUCCCGGAGAAGUAUAUUGCUUCCAUACCCUUCAAAUGGGAGGAGAAACCCGGGACUCCACUCCCGAGUUUUGCUCAGAAACUGACUCAAGAAACGGUGCUGGAAAAUAGGAGCUUACCUUUACCUCCUGCAUACUUUACAAAGUAUGAUGAUGAAUGUGAGAUUGAUGAAGGAGAUAGCUUGUAUGGUGAUGAUUAUGAUGAUGAUGAACAAGAUUGGAUGACUGAGUUGGAUUUUGAGGCAAUGAGUGUCCAUUCAGAAGAUUCCUUUUGCUCUGCUCCUUCUCUUCUAGCAAAUCGCCUCACACCUCUGCGAAAUCCGUAUAUAGAACAUCAGAGUAACGGGUGUAUGGAGACGGCUCCAUUUUCACCAGAAAGUAACACCGGUACAAAUAGUUAUGUAACUAGUAAUACAAGCUUGAGGGGUUCGGCUUUCUUGGCACACAUGUUUCCGUUGUAUCCACCCAAGUCACGGUUUCUUGAAAUAGGAAAGAAUCCCGAGGAAACAAGGCUUCCUGAAAAGAAACCUUCUAUUUUGGAAGAGCAUAAGAAACUCGUGGGUGAUGGCAGACGGAGUGGCGUGAUCAGAAGGCCAUGUACCCUGGGAGAGCUGAUAAUGCAGAGUCGCAGAAGAAGUUACCGCCGAAAGGCAGUUAAUAUGAAGAAACAAUAUCAGCAAAAGGAAUUCGCAAAGAACAAACCUCAAGGAUGCUUCAACAUUGUAGCCAGUGGCGGAGGACUAGUGAAAAUGCUGAGGGAGGACUUUUUGACAUUAAAAAUCUCUUAGAAAGAGCACUUCAUGGGUAUCAAUUUGUGUAGAAUACCGUUUUCUCAUCAUUUGUAGGAGUGAAUUAUUCAAUGUCUUGAUAUGUGAAUUAUUCAAUGUCUCGAUAUCUUCACCAAUAAAAUAUCAGAGAUCUUUCUGAGUGUAUGUAUGUUUGGCAAAAGAAUAUAAAUCUGUACAUUUUCUCCA